AUGGACAGCUCACUGGAAAAUACAACUAUUUCUUUAUCCAAAUGUUCUUUAGAGUCAGAAUUUACUGAAAAUGGAAGAGAGAACAGCAUCAGAUCUUCUAGUGAUUUCCUACAAAGUUUGGAAGACUGGGAUUGUUUUGAAGAUGAGCAAGAUUCUUUUUGUGAUUCAAGUGGUCUAGAAAUAGAAGAAAAGACCAUUAAUUGCUCUGGAACUGAAACAGUUCAAAAUACAGCUAUAUAUGUGGAAACAGUAAAUUUUAGUUUUGAAGAUGAGCAAGAUUCUUUUUGUGAUUCAAGUGGUCUAGAAAUAGAAGAAAAGACCAUUAAUUGCUCUGGAACUGAUGCAGUUCAAAAUACAGCUAUAUAUGUGGAAACAGGCAGCACCUUACCAUCCCAUUUGGCUGCAAAUACACGAGAAAAUAGUGACCAAAAUAUUACUAGUGGUUUGGUAAGGAAAAUUGUGAGUGGAACUGAUGCUCAAGCAUGCAAUAGUCAAGGCUUAAUACCGCCUCACAUCGGUCAAAUUUAUGAUGAAUUAUUUGUCAUACAUCAGAAGCUCCAGAGAGAAAGUUCAGCACAGCAGGAGUAUGCUCUGCAACUCCAGAAACGAGAGCGUUUUCUAACAGAGCGAGAAGCAUUACUUUUUAGACAUGAAGCAGCUUUGGCUAAAAUAAGAGGUGUUGAGGAAGAAGUUCACACAAAAAUCAGAAUUAUAAAAGAGCAACACGAGGCAGAAGUUAAACAGCUGACAGAAGCCUUGAGAGAAAUAACUAAAGAAAAUAGAAGGCUGAAGUCGUCAUUUGACACCUUGAAGGAAAUGAAUGACUCUUUAAGAAAACAGUUAAGUGAUGUAACUGAGCUGAACAAGAAGUUGGAAGGUCAAGCAAGAAAAGUACAAGCUCGUUUAGAGAAUCUACAAAGGAAGCAUGAAUUUUUGAUGGUACAGAAGUCUAAGGAUAUAUGUCAAGUGGUGCAACAAAGUAAACCUGUCAAGCAGGAAAAAGUGACGGUAACAUCAAAAAUUGCUAAGCUACCAAUGAAUUCACAAGUUUAUGAGCUCUUAACUUUUCUUAUGGAUUGGAUCUCCGACAAGCACCUUAGCAAAAUAAAAAUACAAGAAGAAAGAGAGGGCAGUCAUAAACUUCCGGUUACCCAGAUCUCCAAAAAAAACUGCACCCAGGAAAGUUGUAUGAAGCUUUUGCCUAUAGCUACUGAGCAACUCCAGUGGAUGCCAUUUGUGAAUCCUAAACUACAAUGGUGGUAUUCAGGUAAAACAAGUAGUCCUCUUGCACAUGCAACAAUGACAUCAACAAUGAGGAGGCUUGGCGAAGAUAUUUUCAAAGGCAUAGUAAGUAAGGGAAACCCACAUAGUUCUUCUGAACAGUCUACAGAGAGUAAAUCAAAAUCGGCAGCUUUCUUUAAGAGUUCCUGUAUGCCUUUGAGGUUUCUGUCAACUUUGAUUGUGCUUAAAACAGUGACACAAGUGGAUUACCUGGCUCAAGCUUUUGAUUCCCUUCGCAUAGACUUGAAGACAGAUGAGGGGAAAGCCUUAUUUUUGGAAUACCAAUGUGUACCUGUCAUAUUAAGUCACUUAAAAGUAUCCAGUAGAGGUCUGCUUUCCAGUGCUCUUGAUGGAUUACUUCAGAUGACCAUGGAAUCUGGUUCCUUACAGCCUUUCCUGGAAGCCUGCAGUAAUGAAUCCUUCUUCCGUACUUGCUCUGUAUUGCUUCGAAGUUCUCAGCUGGAUAUUCAGAUUUUGGAAAAGCUCUGUGUUAUACUGCAAAAACUCUCCAGAAUAAAGAGCAAUAAGAAGAUGUUUGAAUUGUUUACUCUUCACCAAAUGAUCCAAGAACUACAUAGGACUACAAAUCCAGAUCAUGCUUUCCUCUAUAUAAACCUCAAUUCAAUUCUGUUGAAUUUGGGAUUGUCGAGGAGUAACUCUCUUACCUCCAGCCUAAGCACAAGUCACUAG
Aptenodytes forsteri (emperor penguin) is the source of this 1971-nucleotide messenger RNA. It is a transcript of the gene CCDC138, whose product is annotated as coiled-coil domain containing 138. The transcript has 14 exons. The record is from RefSeq and is a predicted model, not a curated record. NCBI's taxonomy places the organism in Eukaryota, Metazoa, Chordata, Aves, Sphenisciformes, Spheniscidae. Bases 1 to 1971 code for a protein of 656 amino acids.